Rotaria sp. Silwood1 is the source of this 285-nucleotide messenger RNA. The record is from the annotation of a GenBank genome assembly. NCBI's taxonomy places the organism in Eukaryota, Metazoa, Rotifera, Eurotatoria, Philodinida, Philodinidae.
AUGGAUCCAAAAGGAGCUCAAAAGGGAAAAAGUUACAGUUGUGAUAGUUCUCUCGUAAGAUCAAAAAUAGAUCGCUUAUUAACAACAUCAUUUAAUAAUAAUAAUACAAAAACUAUAUUGGAUAACUUAUCAAAUGAAUCAUCAACAAAUAGUUCAGGUUUUCAUUCAAAAUCAACAACAACUAUAUUCAAUAAUGAAUAUAGUCCGAGAGUACCCGAAACAGUUGAGUUGUCAUUUUCAGGUGUAUAUCCAUUGUACAAAGGUCAAUAUCAAAUGAAUGUGUGA